UUACAGAACGUCACAACCUUGUGCAAACGCAAACUAAAAUUACGCGCGUGUGCACGUGUCAAACGUGAUUCGUGACAGCUGUCAGUGGUAGCACAUGUGAAAGAGAAAUUACAAGAAAUUCACCCUUGACUUCAAAUUUAUUUUCACAAUGGCAAAUAAUACUCCCCUUUCUCCUGAGCAAAAGUACRAUUUGAUAACUCGUAAUUUACAAGAAGUCUUGGGCGAAAGUAAAAUAAAAACGAUUUUGUCGCAACGCGAUUUAAAAAUCUACUGGGGAACGGCAACAACGGGGAAACCCCACAUCGCCUAUUUUGUCCCCAUGUCAAAAAUUGCCGACUUUUUGCGAGCUGGUGUUGAAGUCACCAUUCUUUUCGCCGACCUUCAUGCUUAUUUAGACAAUAUGAAAGCGCCGUGGGAGYUACUGGCCCUCCGAGUGCAGUAUUAUGAACACACGAUCAAAGCAAUGCUAAAAUCAAUCGGUGUUCCGUUGGAAAAACUCCGUUUCGAAAAGGGGACCAACUACCAACUGUCCAAGGAAUACACUCUGGAUGUGUACAGGUUGAGUUCGAUUAUAACUGAACAUGAUGCGAAGAAAGCCGGCGCUGAAGUGGUCAAACAAGUGGAUCAUCCUUUGGUCAGUGGACUUUUAUAUCCCGGUUUGCAAGCCCUCGAUGAAGAGUACCUAAAAGUGGACGCCCAGUUUGGUGGUGUUGACCAGAGGAAAAUCUUCACUUUUGCGGAAAAAUACCUCCCACAGUUGGGCUACCAAAAACGGGCACAUUUGAUGAACCCAAUGGUUCCAGGUUUAACUGGUAAUAAAAUGUCAUCUUCGGAAGAAGACAGCAAAAUCGAUUUGCUUGACUCUCCCGCAGCCGUGAAACAAAAACUCAAAAAAGCAUUCUGCGAACCUGGAAAUGUCGAAAAUAACGGUAUUUUGUCGUUUGCAAAACACGUAAUUUUUCCUCUUCUCAAACCCGAGGAAAAAUUCGUGGUUCCUCGCAAGGCUGACUAUGGUGGCGACAUUCAUUUCGAAUCGUUUCAACAACUGGAAACGGCGUUUGCGAAUCAAGAAGUGCAUCCUGGUGAUCUCAAAGCCAGUAUCGAAAUUUAUCUAAAUCGRUUGUUGGAGCCCGUGAGGAAGACGUUUGAAGAUCCUGAAUUGAAGAAACUGGCUGAAAAGGCGUAUCCGGUCCAAAGGAAAGCGGACGAUGAGAUUAAACCACAUGUUCUGGAUAUCAGAGUGGGAAAAAUUGUGGAAAUUUCUAAACAUCCAGAUGCUGAUGCUUUAUAUGUCAGCAAGAUUGACGUAGGACAGGAAACGCCAAGGACUGUUAUAAGCGGCCUCGUUAAUUACUAUUCCAUAGAAGACUUGUUAAAUCGCAUGGUUGUGCUGCUUUGUAAUUUAAAACCGUCGAAAAUGAGAGGAAUUGAGUCCACAGGAAUGGUUUUGUGUGCAUCUACGGAUGAACCAAAAAAAGUUGAAACACUUAUCCCUCCUGAAAGUUGUAAUCCUGGAGAUAAGUUAGUUUUUGAAAACCAUGAAAAUGGGACUCCUGAAGCUGUCCUUAAUCCGAAGAAGAAAAUCUGGGAGAAAUUACAAGCUGAUUUUAGGACUAGUUCAGAUUGUAUCGCACAAUGGAAAAAUAGUAAUUUAAUUUCAAAGGCCGGUGAUGUAGUUCGAAGUAAAACGUUAGCCGAUACUUUAAUCAAAUAGCAGUUUUACUAUGUUGUACAAGCAAUUUUUUAAUGUGUAAGUUUUAAAGUGACAUACUGCCUCUCUUCAAUUUACUUCUUACAUUUUUACUGAGUUGAGGUUCUAAAAUAAAUUAAAAAAUACAGGGAACUGUAAAACUAAAUUAAGAAA
This is a messenger RNA of Tribolium madens (black flour beetle), 1864 nucleotides long. RefSeq names its product tyrosine--tRNA ligase, cytoplasmic. Bases 149 to 1714 code for a protein of 521 amino acids. The record is from RefSeq and is a predicted model, not a curated record. Gene Ontology annotation, molecular function: tyrosine-tRNA ligase activity; ATP binding; tRNA binding. The transcript is spliced from 4 exons. Gene Ontology annotation, biological process: tyrosyl-tRNA aminoacylation. Lineage: Eukaryota; Metazoa; Arthropoda; Insecta; Coleoptera; Tenebrionidae.